Messenger RNA from Suillus paluster, 1194 nucleotides. RefSeq lists its product as uncharacterized. NCBI's taxonomy places the organism in Eukaryota, Fungi, Basidiomycota, Agaricomycetes, Boletales, Suillaceae. Gene Ontology annotation, molecular function: UDP-glucuronate decarboxylase activity; NAD+ binding. The record is from RefSeq and is a predicted model, not a curated record. The coding region runs from base 1 to 1194 and encodes 397 amino acids. Gene Ontology annotation, biological process: D-xylose metabolic process. Gene Ontology annotation, cellular component: cytoplasm. The transcript is spliced from 8 exons.
AUGCCCUUGUCUUCGGAGUCGGUUAAAGUUAUCCAGACACUGGAUAAGAAUGGCCAAGAAAUCAAAAGCGUUGGUUUCCAGCGCUUUGGGUUCGACAGCGAAGUGUCUAUUGAUGUCCUCCGAUCACUUUAUCUUCGAUCACACUAUGUGGUCACAGCUUCUGAGUCCCAGGUCCAGGAGCUAGACGCCAAAGAAGAAGAAGGACACGUGUCUUUGACUCAAGGCGUCAAUGCCUAUCAGUCCAGGUCAAUCUUCCAUCCAGACACGCAGGCGAUCUCGUACACAACACUUUCCCGGUUCCCCCCAGUCAAGCUUUUACCUCCCUCAUCGAGAAAGCGCGUUCUUGUCACCGGUGGUGCUGGUUUUGUGGGUUCGCAUCUCGUCGAUCGUCUCAUGCUCUUGGGCCAUGAUGUUACCGUCCUGGAUAACUUCUUCACUGGCUCAAAGACUACCGUGAGUCACUGGGUUGGUCACCCAAACUUUGAAUUGGUUCGCCACGAUGUUGUCGAGCCCUUCAUGAUCGAGUGCGAUCAAAUAUACCAUCUUGCUUGUCCCGCAUCUCCUCCGCAUUAUCAGUUCAAUGCAGUGAAAACCAUCAAAACUUCGUUUAUGGGCACUCUAAAUAUGCUUGGCUUGGCCAAGCGUACAAAGGCUAGGUUUCUUAUCAGCAGUACAUCUGAGGUAUACGGUGACCCUGAAGUCCAUCCUCAACCGGAAGAUUAUUGGGGUCACGUCAAUCCGAUAGGACCUCGUGCUUGCUAUGAUGAGGGUAAACGUGUUGCAGAAACACUCACGUACGGUUAUCAUAAUCAAGAUGGCGUGGAAGUUCGGGUCGCGCGUAUCUUCAAUACUUACGGUCCCCGAAUGAACCCUCACGAUGGUCGCGUGGUGUCCAAUUUCAUCGUCCAAGCGCUGCGCGGCGAGGAUAUGACCGUCUACGGUGACGGCAAGCAGACUCGUUCCUUCCAAUACAUCCACGACUUAGUUGACGGCCUAAUUGCCCUCAUGAACUCCGAUGAGUCGCGCCCACAGAUUGUUUACAAGCCAAUCCCAACUGACGAUCCUCAGAAGAGACGCCCUGACACGACUAGGGCGAAGAAUAGCCUAGGAUGGCAGCCCCGUUGGACAGUGCGGAUGGGCUUGGAGGAAAUGGUCCGAUACUACAAGGCCAAGAUGUCAGAAGGGAGCAUUUGA